AUGGGCGGCGCCCACGCAGAGCGCCCCGUCACGUCAUGGGCGGAGAGCCGCCCAUCCUCACAGCCCCGCGGCGCUCACACUGUGGAAGAGACGCCACAACAAGAUACAGAGCUAAUAGACAAGACACAGCCACAACAAGACACAGAGCUAUUAGACAAGACACAGCCACAACAAGAUACAGAGCUAUUAGACAAGACACAGCCACAACAAGAUACAGAGCUAUUAGACAAGACACAGCCACAACAAGACACAGAGCUAUUAGACAAGACACAGCCACAACAAGACACAGAGCUAUUAGACAAGACACAGCCACAACAAGACACAGAGCUAUUAGACAAGACACAGCCACAUCAAGACACAGAGCUAUUAGACAAGACACAGCCACAACAAGAUACAGAGCUAUUAGACAAGACACAGCCACAACAAGAUACAGAGCUAAUAGACAAGACACAGCCACAACAAGAUACAGAGCUAAUAGACAAGACACAGACACAACAAUAUAGGUGUUAA
This is a messenger RNA of Eriocheir sinensis (Chinese mitten crab), 510 nucleotides long. RefSeq lists its product as uncharacterized. The record is from RefSeq and is a predicted model, not a curated record. The transcript has 2 exons. The coding region runs from base 1 to 510 and encodes 169 amino acids. Lineage: Eukaryota; Metazoa; Arthropoda; Malacostraca; Decapoda; Varunidae.